Molecule: messenger RNA, 2370 nt
Organism: Prunus armeniaca (apricot)
Lineage: Eukaryota; Viridiplantae; Streptophyta; Magnoliopsida; Rosales; Rosaceae
Source: the annotation of a GenBank genome assembly
AUGAAUCCGAACUACAGCAAGUUCAGUUGCUCUCUCCUCUGUUAUACUCUUCAAGUUGGCGCGAGACACCCUCCGUCUCCGUCGCUCGCAAUCCCUCUUCAUUUAAGACGGAUGGAGAGUGCUAGAAUAGCAAGGUGUAGUUAUCGUGCUGUAACUGUCAUGAUUGCAUUGUCUGAACAUAGUAAAUAUGUGGAUAUUUGUAAUGAGAUAUGUUUAAGGUUUAAGGAACUUAAGGUAGGGAGUUACGAGCUGACAUAUUCUCUUCCUGAGCAUCCUACUUGUUUGCUGCAAUCGGAUAUGGACAUGCAUUUGAUGCUAAUGUGUUUAUCAAUGUUGAAGAUUAGUUUUGUUGAUAUACUGGUGAAGGAUCUGGUGAGUUCAAAUAAUGAAGAUGGUGAUCAUACAACAUCUAAUCAAGCAGCUUCUAAUCAUGAAUCGUCUAAUCAUUCAGCAUCUAAUCAUAAAGCUUCUAAUCAUUCAGCAUCUAAUCAUGCAGUGUCUAAUCAAGAAGCUUCUAAUCUUUCAGCAUCUAAUCAUGUAGCAUCUUCUUCAUGCAUGGUAGAAAAUAGUGCUAUUGACGAGAAUGAACAUUUGGAUAACUCCAGAUUGCAUGAAAGCAUUGCAUAUUUGUCUGAGGGUUGGAAGGAAUAUAUUAAUCAUGAAGGUCAGAAGUUUGUGGGCGGGGUAAUCGAAUUUCGGAACAAGUUGCGUAAGUAUGCAGUUGGUAUGGGAUUUCGUUUUGUCUAUCAAUCCAAUGAUAAGUCACGUGUUAUUGCUGAUUGUUUUAAAAAGAAAUCAGAUGGAUGUAAGUGGCGUGUAUAUGCUUCACUAUGUCAAGCUAAUGGUUUUUUCUACAUAAGGACUUUAAAUAAUGUUCACACGUGCAUGGGUGUUGGUCGUGAGAAGAAAAGUAAAAUGAUUACGUCAAAGAUGAUAUCUUCUAUUGUAGUUGAUAAAAUCCGUGAAAAACCGUCAAUUAAACCAAUAGAUAUUGUCAAGGACUUUAAGCAGAACUAUGGUCUUGAGAUUUCUUACUAUAAUGCAUGGUACGCGAAAGAAUUGGCUAAGAGCGAAGUUCAUGGUGAUGAAUCCUUGUCUUAUAGUCAAUUAGUUUGGUAUCGUGAUGCUUUAGUGUCAACCAAUCCUGGAUCAUCUUGUGUUGUAGAGUGUGAUCCAAAGACUUCUCGCUUUCGGAGGCUUUUUGUUUGUUAUGGUGCUUGCAUUGAGGGCUUUCAAUGGUGCAGACCUUUGUUGUUCAUAGAUGAAACUUUUCUGAAAAGCAAGUAUAAAGGGCAGCUAAUUGGUGCCACGGGGAAGAAUGGAAACCAAGGAUUUUUCCCCUUUGCUUUUGCUAUCGUGGACUCAGAAAACAAGGAAAACUGGAGCUGGUUCUUCGAAAAUUUAGCUAAAGUUUUGACUCCACAAGGUAGGACCAUUACAUUUGUAUCUGAUCAUAACAAAGAUGUGAUUGAAGCUGUUUCAAACAUAUUUCCCACAUCCCAUCAUGCGUUUUGUUUGAACCAUUUGAAAGAGAAACUUGGAUCUAAAUAUCCCCCUACAAAUGGUAAAUUGUUCCGGGAUGGAAUUGUUGAACGUUUUAUGAAAUGUGCUCAUGCUCCAACGGAAGCUGCUUUUGAAUUUAAUAUGAGAAAUUUAAAAGAAGAAGGUGGGGCUCCGGUUCAGACUUUUCUAGAUAAUCUUCCUAAAGAGAAUUGGUCAUCUGCUCAUUUUAAGGGCAAUCGAUAUGGUGAAAUGUGUAAGAAUGCUUCUGAAUCAUUUCAUUCUUGGAUUUUGGAGCUAUGUGCGUUGCCUAUCUGUCAAAUGCUUGAGGGCAUCAGGAUUAAACUCAUGGUCAUGGUGUCUGAAAGAAGUCGUGAAGCGGGGCAGUGGUGUUCUGUUUUAUGUCCUGAGAUGGAGAAAACCUUGAGUGAAAUGUUGACUGUAGGUCAGCAUUGGAAUGCUAGCCGUUCCAGUACUUCUGUCUUUGAGGUUCAUGCUGAAGUUUCUGUUAUGGUUGAUUUGGUUAAUCAUUUUUGCUCCUGUCAUGAUUGGCAAAUAAAAGGCUUUCCCUGUGCUCAUGCACUUGUUGCUGUUCAAAAAAAUUCUGGUUGCAUGUAUGACUACAUUGAUGAUUACUUCAAGUUGAGCUACUAUAGAAGGUCAUAUGCAACUCUUAUUUCUCCUAUACCUGACACUAAGGAUAUGAUGCAUGAGGGUUCAGAAGAUGUUAUCCUACCUCCACUUAUUAAGAAGGGUAGACCAAGGACUAAAACGAUUAAAUCUGUUGGUAAAGUUCCAAGGGCCAUUACAUGCAGUCGAUGUGGUGCGGUUGCCAGGCAUAAUAAGAAGACAUGUACAGCAAAAUUUUGA